Messenger RNA from Quercus lobata, 1628 nucleotides. RefSeq names its product formin-like protein 5. The transcript has 4 exons. The record is from RefSeq and is a predicted model, not a curated record. Bases 9 to 1316 code for a protein of 435 amino acids. NCBI's taxonomy places the organism in Eukaryota, Viridiplantae, Streptophyta, Magnoliopsida, Fagales, Fagaceae.
UCUCUCUAAUGUUUUCUUCUCUUAAAUUUUAUUGUUGGAUACAAACACAAUCCCACAUUGUAUUAUUAAAAACUAAAAAAUGGUCUCUUUCCCAUGUUAUUUUCUGUCAUGUUCUCACACACUUGGUUUUGCAGAAAGAUACUCGUCUGGUUGCAGCUCUUGACGCCAUGCGCCCCUAUGGAUUUCCUCAGGAUUUUGUCGAAGUCGCCGUAAGAGAGCUACUCAAUGUUUAUGGUGGAAAUGAAGGAUGGGUCUUUAUUGAAGACUCUUCUUACUCCGUCCUUGUUGAAACAUUACUUGAAAAAACAAAUGCUCCACAAGAUCAGAAGGAUGAUUCUCCUCAACAUGAUCCGGGAGAUGCAGAUAAUAAAGAAUCUUCAGCUGUUGGGCCAUCCACACCUACUUGCUCCAACUCAGGGGCCACAGAUGCUAUGUUGCUAACUAACCAGGCUUUGGACUCAGCCUCACAGCCUAAUGAGGCUCCAGACAGUGCACAUGAAUCUCAUGGUAUGCAUUAUCUCCCACCGACAGCAAGUUCUGGUGGUGCUGAAGCUCCUGGGGAUAGGCUUGCCCAGUCACCUCCACCUAAUGCGGAUGGUAUGCGUUAUCUCCCACCACCACAGGCAGCAAGUUCUGGUGGUGCUGAAACUUUUGGGAACAGUCUUGCCCGGUCACCUCCACACAUUGCAGAUGGUUUGAUUUAUCUCCCACCACCACCACCACCAGCAGCAAGUUCUGGUGGUGCUGAAACUCUUGGGAACAGUCUCGGCCAAUCACCUCCACGUAUUGCAGAUGGUAUGCAUUAUCUCCCACGGCCACCCGCAGCAAGAUCUGGUGGGGCUGAAACUCUUGGGAACAGUCUUGGCCAAUCACCUUCACGCAUUGCAGAUGGUAUGCGUUAUCUCCCAUGGCCACCGGCAGCAAGUUCUGGUAGGGCUGAAACUCUUGGGAACAGUCUUGCCCAAUCACCUCCACAUAUUGCAGAUGGUAUGCACUAUCUCCCACGGCCACUGGAAGCAAAUUCUGGUAGUGCUGAAACUCUUGGGAAAAAUCUUGCCCAGCCACCUCCACAUAUUGCAGGUAGUAUGCGUUAUCUCCCACCACCACUGGCAGCAAGUUCUGGUGGUGCUGCAACAAUUGGGAAAAGUUUUGCUCAGUCACCUCCACAUGUGAACCAAUCCCCACUACCAGAUAUUCGUCCUACCCGAAGGAGGCGACCUUACCAUGGCUGGAUUAGCAAUGAUGAGGAAAUCGAUCUAGUGCAACUGACACCAGCUCCAUUGCCAGAGGGAAUAGCAAAGUUGCUUAGGAGCUAGAUGAGUAGAGAAAGCCUAACAUCAUUUGGUAGGGAGAGGAUGGAAAGAGCAUUUGGUAGGGAGGAUAGAUGAUAAAAAGUGGGAGGUAAGAAAAACUGGAAGGAUAGAAAGAAUAGUAAUGAUUCAAAAGUGAUAGGAUAGAGAAGAAAUUAGUUGAAGGACGAAAACUGAUGUAAAUUUCCGUAUAUUUGGCUGAAAAGAAAAUGAGAAAAAUGAAAUUUUAAUUUGUAUAGAUUUUUAUGUUAUGCACAUAGCAUAUGAGAAGUAGUUGUUUCCCAUUAUUUUUGUAUAGUGCUUGAAGGGUUAUUACAA